UUAUUAAAAACAUAACCAUCUAACCAACUUUCGACGAAAUAAGUUAGCUUAUUUUUCGUCUUUUCUUGAUUAUUGUAUUUAUUGUAGGUGAUUUGAAAUUUAAGAAUAUAACUUAUUAAAAUGGCUUUAGUGCUAAGAAGAUUAAUUCAAACACCUACAUUAACCAGAGGAUACCCUUUAAUUGUUGCAAAAGAAAAAAUUGAUGAGAAAUCUCAUUCAAAAACAAGAGUUCAACGAAAAAUUAUUGCUGUUCCAAAUGCACAAUACGGCGGACGGCAUGGUGUUACUAUGCUUCCAGGUGGAGGUAUUGGACCCGAAAUGAUGCAUUAUGUUCGGCAAGUGUUUAGAUUUAUUGGAGCUCCUGUAGAUUUUGAGGUUAUUGACAUUGAUCCCAAUGUGGAAGGAAAUGAUGAUUUAGAUUACGCUAUUACAUCUAUUAAGCGAAACGGUGUGGCCCUCAAAGGAAAUAUUGAAACAAAAUCAGAAGCCGCCGAUGAAGUUUCAAGAAACGUUGCUAUACGAAAUGAAUUAGAUUUAUACGUGAAUGUUAUCCAUUGCAGAUCUGUAGCAGGAAUUCCAUCUAGACACCAAAAUGUUGAUAUUGUUUUAGUACGUCAGAAUACUGAUGGCGAAUACGCUAUGUUAGAGCAUGAAAGUGUUCACGGUGUCGUCGAAAGCUUAAAAAUUUGUACUGUAGAGAAUGCCGAAAGGGUUGCACGUUUUGCUUUUGAAUUCGCAAAAACAAACGGAAGAAAAAAGGUAACAACAAUUCACAAGGCCAACAUUAUGAAACUCUCUGAUGGUUUGUUCCUCGAAUGUGCUAAGAAAGUCGCCAAAGAUUACCCAAACAUCGAACAUAAUAAUAUGAUUAUUGAUAACACUUGCAUGCAGUUGGUAUCAAAUCCACAUCAGUUUGAUGUUAUGAAUUUGACAAAUUUAUAUGGUACUAUCGUUUCUAAUGUAAUUUGUGGGCUCAUCGGUGGAGCUGGAUUAUUAUCCGGUAGAAAUUAUGGUGAUCAUUAUGCAGUUUUUGAACCUGGAACUCGUAACACAGGCACCGCCAUUGCAGGAAAAAAUAUUGCUAACCCUGUAGCAAUGUUAAAUGCUAGUGUUGAUAUGUUAUACCAUUUAGGUCAUGAUGUAUAUGCAAGGGUAAUAAGGGAAGCCAUUUAUCAUACAUUGAUUGUCGACAAAAUUCACACAAAAGACUUGGGAGGCACAGCUUCAAGCACUGAUGUUGUAAACAAUAUUCUUAAAAUUUUGUCAGAAAAGAAACUUCAUUGCGCCAAGAUGUACCUUUAAUAAAACUUCAAAUAUGGAAGAAUCAUCUUUAUCUGAUAAAAAAACAAUUUCAAAAAAAAAUGUUAUAAUACAUUCCAAACUAAUAUUCACCUGUGUACUAAUUGCAAUAAAAAAAAUUAACCAUGCAUCAUUACACUUGGCAACAAAAAAAAAAAAAAAACAAAAAAUGUGAAUUUU
Molecule: messenger RNA, 1479 nt
Organism: Condylostylus longicornis
Lineage: Eukaryota; Metazoa; Arthropoda; Insecta; Diptera; Dolichopodidae
Gene: Idh3g
Product: isocitrate dehydrogenase [NAD] subunit gamma, mitochondrial
Exons: 7
Coding region: 121-1302 (393 amino acids)
Biological process (GO): tricarboxylic acid cycle; isocitrate metabolic process
Cellular component (GO): mitochondrion
Source: RefSeq, a predicted model, not a curated record